AUCUAUCAACCAAAAAUGCCAGCCAUUGACAAAGUCUCAGCAGAAAAACACGAAGGUGAUAUUGUCUGCAUUGCCUCGUAUGGUGAUCAAAUAUUUACCGGUGGUGCUGAUGGUAAAAUUAAAAUUUGGGAUAAGGACUUAAAUCUCGUCAAGAGCGUUGAUGCCCAUGAAUCGUAUAUCUACGCUUUGACCGCCAAUAGCAAGGGCAAACUAUAUUCCAGUUCCUGUGAUGGUUGUGUGAAAUUUAUGCUACCACCCUAUGAUAAAGUUGAAGAACUUCUACGCUGUGAUGAUGUCAUCCAAUCGAUGUAUUGUGAGGGAGAUAUCCUCUUUACCGGCGACGAUAAGGGUGUUGUCUCGAAUUGGGAAAAUGAUAAAAUGAUUUUUAAAUAUAAUCUUGUAGAAGAAGUUAAAUCACUGGCGGCGGAAAAAGGUUGGAUAUACACGGUGCGUGAUUUAGAUAUGGUCAUAUCGGAAAUUGUACCCGGGAAAUCGGGAAAAUAUGUUACCAAGUCUGUACUGCCGGCGAAGUCGCCAUUGUGUUUGGUUGCACCCACUGAUGAUGGACGACAUAAGUACAUUGUGGUGGCCGAUCGUACGGGAAAGGGUUUCCUUGUUGUCAGCAAUGCAAUGGAACAGAAAUUUAAGGUUUUACUUGAAGAAAAGGACAGCCAUGAAAUGAUCAUCAAUGCCAUUUGCACCGAUCAGGUCCAUGUGUAUACGGGUGGUUAUGACAACAAGGUUAAAGGGUGGUCCAAUUUGGAUGAGGGCAAGCUGAAGGCCUUGGGUGAAGUGGACACCGGCAGCUGUGUCAAUGCCUUGUGUUGUGCCAACAACAAGGCUGUCUAUAUUGGCUGCAGUGAUGGUCUUGUGAGACGUGCUACAUUUGUUUAA
Musca vetustissima is the source of this 894-nucleotide messenger RNA. RefSeq names its product E3 ubiquitin-protein ligase TRAF7-like. Gene Ontology annotation, molecular function: protein binding. Bases 16 to 894 code for a protein of 292 amino acids. The transcript has 3 exons. Lineage: Eukaryota; Metazoa; Arthropoda; Insecta; Diptera; Muscidae. The record is from RefSeq and is a predicted model, not a curated record.